AUGCCCAAGGUGAAGGCCAUGCUCGAGGCGGGGGCACCGGACGGGGCCGCGAUCGGCGAGGCGGCCGAGGCAGAGGUGGCCGAGGCAGAGCUGCAUGGGCCGCCGCGCAGCCGCCUUCGCCUUCCCGAGGCGUUCGCGAGGGUGCUGCAGAUCGACCGACUACCGCGGGUGAGGCUUCACAGGAAGGGGUGUUGCCACAGCGACAUGUGGGUGAACACAAGGUUUCUCGCCCCUCAUGUGAUGCUCCUUCGUUGGGGCUGGAAAACCUUCGCACGUGCCCAUUGCUUGAUGGAUGGGCACGUACUCUGCUUCAAGCUAGCGGAGAGCGACCUGCUCUCGACCAAGGUCUUCGGGCGCUCGGGACACAAGCGAGGGUGCUGUGCAGAGAGCUCGACCGAUGACGAAAGCUCCUCCUUGGGCGACAGCGAAGAGGAGGACAUCGACGGCGACGAUGAGGGUAGCGGGCGGGAGGAUGACGGGUCCGACUAG
Messenger RNA from Aegilops tauschii subsp. strangulata, 489 nucleotides. The record is from RefSeq and is a predicted model, not a curated record. NCBI's taxonomy places the organism in Eukaryota, Viridiplantae, Streptophyta, Magnoliopsida, Poales, Poaceae.